Rangifer tarandus platyrhynchus (Svalbard reindeer) is the source of this 873-nucleotide messenger RNA. The record is from the annotation of a GenBank genome assembly. NCBI's taxonomy places the organism in Eukaryota, Metazoa, Chordata, Mammalia, Artiodactyla, Cervidae.
AUGAUCUCCCAGGCUCGACCUCCGAUGGGCUGGCAGGUGAGCUUUCCCGGUUCCUUCCUGCGCCACCAAGGCAAACGUGGACUGGAUAUCGGCGCUGAGUUCUCCUCUCUGGGACGUGCCCCUGCAACACCUCUCCAUCCCAGGGAGUCACGACACGAUGACAUACUGCCUGAACAAGAAGUCACCCAUCUCUCACAAGGAGUCAAGGCUGCUGAGCUUCGGGGCAAAGUGCUGCUAUGUCACCCUGCCCGUGGUGCUCAAGUGGUCCACCACCCAGGUGCUGAGCAUCACGAAGCAGCUGGAUGCCGACGUGAGGACCUGCGGAUGGCGCACACAGAGGAGGGCACCGAGGGGAACCUGCACUCUGGCCACAUGGUGUACACGACGGCCCUGGUGGAGGACAUGCUCACGGAGAUCUCGGAGUGGCUGGAGAACCACCCCCGGGAGGUGGUCAUCCUGGCAUGCAGGAACUUCGAGUACAUGAUGGAGGACCCAUGCAAGUACCUGAUGGGCUGCAUCAAGAACAUCUUUGGGGACAUGCUGUGUCCCCAUGGGGUGAUUAGGGGCCACAGGCUCCCCAUGCUCUCUGUAGCAGGGGCGCUGGGAACACUAGGCUUCACUGUAAUCAGACUAUCUGCUGGCUUCAUGAGGCUGAUUCAGGCACCAGAUGAUGCUGCUCACAGAACUCGAGUAAUCCACCCACCACUGUCUCCACUCAAACACCCCCAAAAUCUACCAAUCACUGCUCAAGACACCCCAAUAACCCACCCAUCACCAUCUCCACUCAGACACUCCAGUAAUCUACCCACCAGGGUCUAUUCAGACACGCCAAUAAUCCACCAUGACUGCCUCUUCUCACAGAGAACCCAGUAA